Zychaea mexicana is the source of this 843-nucleotide messenger RNA. Its product is annotated as mitochondrial outer membrane translocase complex, subunit Tom22. The transcript has a single exon. The record is from RefSeq and is a predicted model, not a curated record. Gene Ontology annotation, biological process: intracellular protein transport. Lineage: Eukaryota; Fungi; Mucoromycota; Mucoromycetes; Mucorales; Lichtheimiaceae. Gene Ontology annotation, cellular component: mitochondrial outer membrane. Bases 44 to 454 code for a protein of 136 amino acids.
ACUGCACAUACAACGCGCACAUUAUAUAUAAAACGCCAAAACCAUGGUCAAACUUGAGGAAGUCUCCCCCGAACAAUUCGACAAUGUCGAUCAGCAAGCUUUGAGCGACGACGGUGACGACAACUACUCUGACUUUUCCGACGAUGACUUUGACGAUGACGAAGACGAAUCCAUCUUGGAUCGCAUUGCAGCCCUUAAAGAGAUUAUCCCGCUCAAGCACCGCAACAGAUUCUCAUCGAGCGCGUCGACGUUGACUUCAUGGGGUAAGACCGGCGUCACCUUUGUAGGCAAGAGCGCUUGGGUCAUUACCACGUCCAUGUUACUUUUGGUAUUGCCGCUUGCUUUGGAAAUCGAAAAGGAACAGGCCUUGGUGGCUUAUGAAAAGGAAGCCAUGCAGCAGCAGGGUGCUCAACAGGUAACGUAUCAACGUUGGUGGUGGCAAUGGAAACGGUAGCUAUGGUAAUAUUGGGUGUUAACAAGGUAUAAUUUUUUCCAAAUGAUGCGUGAAUGAUAAUAGAUGUUGGUCGGUCAGCAGCCCGGUCAGCCACAACAGCAGCAGCAACCUGGUCAACCCCAGCAGCUUGCUCCUCCCGGCUUCUAGACGAAAUACUUCUCUUCGAAUCCGAGUCAACCACGUUAUCCCCGCUUUUUUUACUCCAUAUACUAGCACAUACUCCCCCUUUUUCUCCCUCUGUCACACGCAAAUACAACUCAACACUCACACACCCAAAAUCCUCGUUGUCUCCAUCAACGCUUGUACAUUUUCGUAACAAAAGAAGUCUCUCCAUGAACAUCUGCAUGGAUUACUAUAUUAAAAGACCAAUAAGGUGUAUAGAUAAAUAA